Molecule: messenger RNA, 1359 nt
Organism: Exophiala oligosperma
Lineage: Eukaryota; Fungi; Ascomycota; Eurotiomycetes; Chaetothyriales; Herpotrichiellaceae
Product: pyridoxal kinase
Exons: 4
Coding region: 111-1235 (374 amino acids)
Biological process (GO): pyridoxal 5'-phosphate salvage
Cellular component (GO): cytosol
Molecular function (GO): pyridoxal kinase activity
Source: RefSeq, a predicted model, not a curated record
CAGCAAUGAUAGCAUAGACCUGAGUUACAAUCACUUUCAGACACCGGCCUUUUGAUUUCGUGUUCGGAUAUCUGUCAUUCCACAUCUGCGUCUAUGCCGAAGUCGUCAAAAUGGCCUGUUCACAGUUGUCAAUACCGGAGACAAAAGUGCUAGCCAUCGCCAGUCAUGUUGUAUAUGGAUAUGUCGGUAACACGAUGGCCACAUUUGUUAUGCAAAGCCUAGGGUGUGAUGUUGGUGCCAUCAAUACUGUGCAAUUUAGCAAUCAUACAGGUUAUCGCCAAUUCAAGGGCCGACGCACACCCGCCGAAGAAAUCACCGAGCUCUACAAUGGACUGCGCAACUCGUACCUGACGGACUUUGACGUGCUGCUUUCGGGUUACGCGCCCAGUGCCGAGGUCGUGCAGGCCGUCGGACUCAUCGCGCGGGACCUACGAUACCGUGCGGCCGUCAAACCGGGACGGUUCUUCUGGGUCUUGGAUCCGGUCAUGGGCGACCAAGGCCGGCUCUAUGUCGCAGAGGACAUUGUGCCGGCGUACAAGCAACUGAUUCGUGAGGCGGACUUGAUCCUGCCCAACCAGUUCGAGGCCGAGUUGUUGAGCGGGCUGAGCAUUUCGAGUUUGACCGGCGUGGCGAACGCGGUCCGCGCCCUACACAAAAUGUACGGUACCAGCCAUGUGGUGGUAACGAGCGUCACGGCCGGCGACGCCGCGAAACCCGACGAGGACGACGACGGCUCAAAGGGGAACGGAAACAUCCUGACGGUCGUGGGCAGCAGCAAGACGCGAGACGGCGGCGCGAGGCUGUUCAAGGUCGAAGUGCCCCGGCUGGACUGCUUCUUCAGCGGUACCGGCGACAUGCUCGCGGGUUUGAUGGUCGGGAGAUUGCGCGAGGCGUGCGCGGAAGCCGACCUGUUGGACCGCGCGAGCUGGAUGCCGGAUGACAAUGUGCCUGCGACGGAAUUGCCGUUGGCCAAGGCCACGGAAAAGGUCCUGAGCAGUAUGCACAUGGUGCUGGAGAAGACGAUGAAGGCGAGGGACGAGGAGAUUAGCAAGUUUGGUCAGUCGCCUGGGGCCAGCGUUGGCGGUGUGGAGGGACUAGGCACCGAGAACAGCGACAGUGAGGCGAAGAGAAGAUACCUGGCAGAGACGAAAGCUGCAGAGGUCAGGGCCGUGAGGAACGCAAAGGACUUGGUCCAUCCUGAACCUAGGUACAAGGCCGUCGCCAUGGAGGUAUAACGCAUCAAAUGUGAAAAAGGUCAGGAGCAAAAAAGAGAUGUGGAUACUGCACUCGAGAUGAAAAGAAAUAGAGCAUCAUACAGUAGAUAGAUGCUUGGGAGAACAAGCACUUUGCAUACUACAG